AUGUCGUCCGACGCGAACUACGGAUCGAAGCGAAGCAGUGCCAACGGCAACUCUCAGGCCACCAUGCCCGCUCACGCUGCCGCAAGCAUUCCCGCCCACUACCUGGCGACUCAGGUGGCACCCCAUCACGAGCUCAUGGCCAACAUGUCUGGCAUCCACACUCAGGGCCCUGUUGAUGCUGGCAUGAAUGCAGUCGUCAACCAGUUCGGCGGACUUGGUAUCAACGGUGCUGCUGUCGGUCAUCAUGGUGCGAUGCCCGGAAUGGCCAGUCCUUACAUGACCAUGCCGGAUGGUCAGCUUGUCUACGGCGGUUACGCUCCCGCUGGAGCUCACCCUUUCGCCUACGGUCAGGGCCAUGAUCCUAACAAUCCGGCUUUCACCACCCCCUACCUCGCCCAGGGAAACUACCCUGCGUACAUGCCCUACCCGGUCUUCCCCUACACUCCUGGCCGUACUGGCAGCAUGCCUGAGCGCACUGAUGCUAGCGCUAAGGACGUUCCGGCUCUGGACAACCGUCGAUCCUCGUACUCGACGCACUCGACCAAUGAGUCUACCCCUGCUACACCCUUCUUCGGUAGCAUGGCUGGACGUGACCAGGCUGCACGUGUUCCUGUCUUCGAUCGCUCGACAUACACCACUCCUUCCCCCCAGCAGCUCAUUGCCGGUGGUGCUAUCCAGCAGCCUAAGGGCUUCUACGCCAUCCCGAUCCCUGUUGAUCGUGACCUUGAGGCACUUCUUCGACAAGAGCCGGCGAUCCCUGGCGCUGUCCCGGCUGUCUUCACUCCGCAGGAGAGCAUGAAGACCCUGGACCAGAGCCUGGUCAACCACAUCCCUGGCAACCGCAACGUCUACAUUCGCGGUCUUCACCCGACUACCGACGAUGAGCUUCUCUUGAAGUAUGCCGAUCGCUUUGGCAAGGUCGAGACCUCCAAGGCUAUCAUUGAUACUGCCACGGGUGCUUGCAAAGGCUUCGGCUUUGCCAAGUUCUUCGAUGUUCGGGACUCCGAGAUGUGCAUUCGAGGCUUCUACCGUCUGGGCUACGAAGUUGGCUUUGCACGAGUGCGCAUCCCUGGGGAUUCUUGCUGCGCUUUUCAUCACCAUGCUGCUCGUGCUAACAUGAACCAGGAGUCUUUCAACUCCCGACUCAAGGCUGAAGGAGAUGAAGAUUCUACCAACCUCUACAUCUCCAACCUCCCUAAGUCCUUGACCGAGGCUGAGCUUGGUGCGAUCUUCCUCGGCUACACGAUCUUGUCCAGCAAGAUUCUCCGCGACUCAAUGGGUAACAGCCGUGGUGUUGGAUUCGCUCGCUUCGAGUCGCGUGAGCUGUGUGACGAGAUCAUCAAGGAGUUCACUAGUGUCAAGCUCGGUGAUGAGGGUCUGCCUAUGCAGAUCCGCUAUGCUGAUACCCCGGCGCAGAAAGAGCUCAAGCGUGUCACCUCUGAGCGCCGCCAGUUCCGAACCAACGAGUACAACGUCGGUGCCUACGGCACUCCCCUUGUUGGCCUGGCUCCCACCAUUUACAGCCAGCCCACCUUUCGACGUGGUGCAAGCGGAGCUGAUGGCUACGGCGCUCGCGGUCCUUCCUUUGGCAACGGUCGUGGUCAUGGACGUGGUGGUAUGGGUGGUGGUAUGGGUGGCAGGAACCCGUAUGAUAACCUGUCCCCUGCCCGUGCUGCCGCGUUCCCUGCCCGAAGCUUCUCUGCUGCCGAACUAAGCAACAUUGCCUCUGGCAAUGCGGCGUCUUCGGAGGAUGGUUCGGCGGAUGAAGGUGUCACAAUUCAUGUGGAAUCUCCCUUGGUUGCAAACGGAAGCACGCAGUCAUCUCCCAUCAAGCAGGAGAAGGACUGA
Molecule: messenger RNA, 1848 nt
Organism: Anthostomella pinea
Lineage: Eukaryota; Fungi; Ascomycota; Sordariomycetes; Xylariales; Xylariaceae
Source: the annotation of a GenBank genome assembly